Molecule: messenger RNA, 432 nt
Organism: Plectropomus leopardus (leopard coralgrouper)
Lineage: Eukaryota; Metazoa; Chordata; Actinopteri; Perciformes; Serranidae
Source: RefSeq, a predicted model, not a curated record
UUUGGAUGUGACACUCUGUCCUUUUCCCGCCUGCAGGACAAACUGCUGGACUCCUCCACCGUGACCAACAUGUUCAAACUGACACCUCGCAUCGGCUGUGUGAUGACCGGCCACGGCGCGGACAGUCGCUCCCAGGUUCACCGGGCACGAGUGGAAGCAGGAGAGUGGAAGUAUAAAUUUGGUUAUGACAUCAUGGCAGACGUGUUGUGUCGCAGGUUGGCGGAUAUCUCUCAGGUCUACACACAAAACGCUGAGAUGAGGCCCCUCGGCUGCUGUGAGUGGGCUCAUGAUUUCUGCCUCUUCAUCAAUAACUCACUCUGUGUAGUUCAGGGGUCGGCGACCUUUACUACCAAAAGAAUCUGUCUGGAGCCGCAAAACAUAUUUGAGAUUUAAAAUGAAGGCAACACAACACAGUAAGCUUAUCAAUAUUAU